Molecule: messenger RNA, 2481 nt
Organism: Hippocampus comes (tiger tail seahorse)
Lineage: Eukaryota; Metazoa; Chordata; Actinopteri; Syngnathiformes; Syngnathidae
Exons: 3
Coding region: 257-1141 (294 amino acids)
Source: RefSeq, a predicted model, not a curated record
AGGCUGGCGCUUGCAUUCCCGGCUGGAUUACUGAACAAGUUGGAGAGAGUCUGAAGGUGAGCCGAUCUUUAAUUUUCUCCAAAGUCCAAUCAAAAUUAAAUUUUGGUUCAGACUAAAGAAAGCAGAAUUGCAAAUAUUAAGCCUCUUGUUGCUUGGCCGGUGGAUUUUGAUCAAGUUGAAGAUUUGAAGGAACGUCUCCGGCUGCGGCGGAAUUCAUUUUGUCGCCGUUCGUUUGCGGCCGUAAAAUCGCGCAACCAUGAACAGCGUGGCAAACUGGCUGGUGGACAACAAGGACAAGAUCGAGAAAGGGGUGGACAUCAUUGGGCAGGCCUCCGAGGUCCUGGCCGCCACCGUGGGCCAGUUGCACCCGAUCCUGGAGGCGGUGUUCAUGGCCUCGGCCGAGAUCCUCAGCAACCCGGAGGGCAAGGAGGCCGUCUAUUUGAGCCAGAAGAUCGAACAGGUUAACCAGAAGCUGGUGGGGAUCCAGACCGAGAUCGACCAAAUCGCCCUGGAGUUGCAGCGGGCAUCGAUGAACAAGCAGAACGUUGACCGCGAGGCUCACAUCCUGGGCCAGUACGAGAAGUUCCAGGAGUUCAUCAACACCAAGCCGAGCAUGAAAGAGAAGAAGAAGGACAAGUUCAUCAAGUAUUACGAGAACACCGAGGCCGACCUGAACCUGGAGGCCCUCUACAACGCCGUCACGGGGGAGAACACGGCGGGCGACCCCAUGCUGGACACGGUGGUCACCACGGAGCAGAGGAGCCGGAGGGCGGUGGAGGACUUCUGCGCUCGGCUCAAGAAGCUCUUUGUGGUCGGCCUCAUCGCCGUCAUGGGCUACGCCGCCCUCAAAGAAGGGGCCAACUGGUUUGAACUGACGACCGACAACAAGAUCAGGGUGGUGGUGUCGUUCUGCGUGGACCCGCAGCCCAUCGACAAGACUCGGAUCUACGAGCAGAUCGAGCAGCAGAGGCUGAAGGGCAACAUGAUGGCGGUGGCCCUGACGCUCAACCGCUGCUUCCCCGACUGCCUGGUGCACGCCGUCAGCCACUACAAGGAGGUGGUGGAGUCCAACAACUUCAGCGUGGAGUCCUACUACUACGGCAAGCACAAGCGGGCCUUCCUGUGCAUCCAUCCGCAGUAGGGCCGGCCGUAACGCACCGUCAUCAAAGAAUGUUCAAUGGACUGGACUCAGUCAAUUCACUUUUGUUGAUUUUAUGUGGUUCUUAUUUCAUCUCAGACAAUUUAGAGCCAGAAGUUUGAAUUAAAGGGGACAUGUGGUAAAUACAAUAAAAAAAUUGCACAUUUUAUUUGCUUGCAUGCUAUAAAUAUAUCUAUAGUUUGAAACCAGGAAAGUCACAGGGGUCCGAAUCCCAAAAAUGGAGUAGCGGACUUGGGCACCCCCGAUGUAACGUUUCACAAUAUCACGGGAUUGUCAUGACGGCCCCAAAAUGUCUUAUUUUGAAAUGGUUGAGUAAAUAUAAUUUUUCCAUUGACCGGUAGGUGGAUUAGUCAACAUAAAAAGAGCAUCAACGACUGAAUCGUUAGAACAUCAAAAUGUAUUACAACAAAUAAAAGAUCAGAAAAUCAGUAGCUACUUCUCUUGUGUGCUUUGUGAUGUGACGUCAGAGGUGGGGUGCGCUUCUGUUUGCCAUGCUAAUUGGCUGCUUCAGUCAUGAGCCUGUGAAGUCACCAAUCGAUGUCAUGCUAAAUUUUGUCGCUGGUUGCAAACGUUCAUUUCCAAACAUUGUUUUGUUAACUGUACUGUGAAAUUGUCAAAGAGUGACGUGUGGUGCUCUUGUAUCUAAAUUUGAUAUCGUAUUGAUAGUUUUACCCCCGUUUUGGUUAGCCGUUCUUCGUGAGCACACUUUGCAUAUCCUUCCUCGCCCAAGCUGAACAACAUCCAUCAUGAUAUCUCUCCUUUUAAACGUUUCCAAAUAAAGUGUACGUCAGACGAGUCUGUAAUUUCAUCAAACAACAAAAAGCGAUCGUACAAAAGUUAAGCAUGUUUUAGCUUGAUGGAAAUAGCCGCGCGGCAGCUAGCCAGACCUCCUGUUUACAUAAACAUUCACGUCACAGCAUUCCUAGACGAUAGAAGACACCAAAGAGAAUAUCCCUCAGAUUUUGUUGUCAUACCCCAGGACCCCAUUUGAUUUCCAAGAUCGAUCUAACAUGCUUGAAUCACUGUGAUGUUUGUUUUCUUGUCAGUGUUCUAAACGUUGCCCUUUGUUUAGUUUUUCUCAAACUUGUUUUCCUUUUCAGGUAUAUGUUUCUCGAUGGACAAAAAACAUUUUUUUUCUUUUCUGAAGAAUGUAAUGUACAGAACCACUGCCUGUGCAAAAAAAAAAAAAAUCUACAUAAAUACAUGUUCCAUUAAAAAUAUGCUGAUUUUUCAAAACACCAAACUAAUUUGUCAUUUGAUUUUCAAGAAAAAUGCACUGGAAGUGUGUGGAAGCAACCUGGAAUAUUGCAAAUGAGAGAUGU